Messenger RNA from Knipowitschia caucasica, 1461 nucleotides. The record is from the annotation of a GenBank genome assembly. Lineage: Eukaryota; Metazoa; Chordata; Actinopteri; Gobiiformes; Gobiidae.
AUGGCGGAUGCCCCGCGAGUUCGAGGCAUCGUGACGUCACCAGAGGGCAGCAUCAUUAAAGUGCGGCGUCUGUGUAAGUUCUGUGAUGUCAGACACACGCAGUGUAACGGCAAAGGCAGCUGCAAAGUGGACUGUGGCAUCACCGCCAUCUGCCCCAACGCCAGCGACGUCUGCGUCACCAUCUGGAGGAAGAACGACGACAAUGUGACGUUUGACACCAUCUGCCACAACCCGGAGCAGAAGCUUCACGGUCUGCAGCUCGACGACUACAACAACAGCAAGUGUGAGAUGAGAGAGCGCGGCGGCUUCCACAUCUGCUCCUGCUACGAGGAAGAGUGCAACGGCCACGUCUUCUUCAACGCCCACUCGGUGGAAUCCCCGGUGGUGGCCGUGGUCCUGGUCAGCCUGGUCCCGCUCCUCGUCAUGGCCGUGUUGGUCAUCACCUCCUUCUACUUCUACCGUGUUCUCCGCCAGCGCAGAGCCACCUCCUGCCGCAAAAAGGGCUCUCCUCUGGACAGCGAUCACGCCAUCAUGAUCGACGACGAAGGCUCGGACAGCAGCUCCACGCACGCCAACAACCUCAACCACAACACGGAGCUGCUGCCCAUCGCCCUGGACGCCCUGGUGGGGAAGGGCCGGUUUGCGGAGGUCUACAGGGCCAAGCUUAAGCAGGGCUCUUCCGUGAGCGAGGAGCAAGGAUUCGAAACGGUCGCGGUCAAAAUCUUCGCCUACGAGGAGUACGCGUCGUGGAAGAACGAGAAAGAGAUUUUUUCAGACACGGAUUUGCGACAUGAAAACGUUUUGCAUUUUCUCACGGCGGAGGAGAGGAAGGUACAGCAGCAGUAUUGGAUCAUAACGGCCUAUCACGCCAACGGGAAUCUGCAAGACUUUUUGACGCAUCACGUGAUUGGCUGGCACGAUCUGUGGGUCUUAGGAGGGUCUUUAGCCCAAGGCGUGGCCCACCUCCACAGCGACCACACAAGCUGCGGCCGAAACAAGAUCGCCAUUGCUCACCGGGACAUUAAGAGCUCCAACAUCCUGGUGAAGAGCGACCUCAGCUGCUGCCUCUGCGACUUCGGGCUGGCCCUGAGGCUCGACAGCUGUCUGUCUGUGGACGAGCUGGCCGACAGUGGACAGGUAGGAACAGCGAGGUACAUGGCUCCAGAGGUCCUCGAGUCCAGGAUAAACUUAGAAAACAUUGAGUCCUUUAAACAGGCCGAUGUUUACUCCAUGGCCCUGGUUCUGUGGGAGAUGACCUCCAGGUGCAGCGCCAUCGGAGCCACGCCUGCCCUGAGGCAGACUGUACCCAACACCAGCCACGCCUGCCCUGAGGCAGACUGUACCCAACACCAGCCACGCCUGCCCCUGAGGCAGACUGUCCCGAACACCGCGACCCACAAUCCCCCUUGUUUGUGCCUCAGGGCCACAGCUGCGUCCCUGUGUCCUGUGGGUGCACCCUAA